AUGCCGCUGCAGGAUGCCGCUGUGGGACCAAGUCCAACUGAGGUCUACAACCUCCGCCCGGAAGACAUUUACCUGGUUCACGAUGACCUGGACAAGGCCCUGGGCAAAGUGGCCAUCAAGCUGGGAGGCAGCGCAAGGGGACACAAUGGGGUCCGAUCCUGCAUCAGUGCUCUGCGCUCCAACGAGAUGACCCGGCUCAGGGUGGGCAUCGGGCGGCCGGAGGGUGACGUGACAGUGUCCAGCUACGUCCUGGCUCCGUUCAGCGCCGAGGAGCAGGAGAGGCUGGAGCAGGUGCUGGCCACGGUUUACAAGGCCAGACAGGAUGAAGCUCAGAGUAACCUCAUCUGA
This is a messenger RNA of Opisthocomus hoazin, 348 nucleotides long. The record is from RefSeq and is a predicted model, not a curated record. Lineage: Eukaryota; Metazoa; Chordata; Aves; Opisthocomiformes; Opisthocomidae.